Cuculus canorus (common cuckoo) is the source of this 1656-nucleotide messenger RNA. RefSeq names its product mothers against decapentaplegic homolog 4-like. Gene Ontology annotation, molecular function: DNA-binding transcription factor activity, RNA polymerase II-specific; I-SMAD binding; RNA polymerase II cis-regulatory region sequence-specific DNA binding. NCBI's taxonomy places the organism in Eukaryota, Metazoa, Chordata, Aves, Cuculiformes, Cuculidae. Bases 1 to 1656 code for a protein of 551 amino acids. Gene Ontology annotation, biological process: BMP signaling pathway; anatomical structure morphogenesis; cell differentiation. The record is from RefSeq and is a predicted model, not a curated record. The transcript has 11 exons. Gene Ontology annotation, cellular component: heteromeric SMAD protein complex.
AUGGACAAUAUGUCUAUUACUAACACGCCAACAAGUAAUGAUGCUUGUCUGAGCAUUGUUCACAGCUUGAUGUGCCAUCGACAAGGUGGAGAGAGUGAAACUUUUGCAAAACGUGCAAUCGAAAGUUUAGUUAAGAAGUUAAAGGAGAAAAAAGAUGAAUUGGAUUCUUUGAUUACAGCCAUAACCACAAAUGGAGCUCAUCCUAGUAAGUGUGUUACAAUACAGAGAACGCUGGAUGGGAGGCUUCAGGUGGCUGGUCGCAAGGGAUUCCCUCAUGUGAUUUAUGCUCGUCUUUGGAGGUGGCCUGAUCUUCAUAAAAAUGAACUCAAGCAUGUUAAAUAUUGUCAGUAUGCUUUUGAUUUAAAAUGUGACAGUGUCUGUGUAAAUCCUUACCAUUAUGAGCGUGUAGUAUCGCCUGGCAUCGAUCUCUCAGGACUGACACUACAGAGUUCUGCUCCAUCAAGCAUGUUGGUGAAAGAUGAAUAUGUUCAUGACUAUGAGGGUCAGCCAUCAUUGUCUUCUACUGAGGGCCAUUCAGUCCAAACCAUCCAGCAUCCACCAAGUAACAGGGCAUCUACGGAGCCUUAUAGCACCUCAGCCAUGUUAGCGCCUUCUGAGGCUAGCACUACCAGCACCACUAAUUUUCCCAACAUUCCUGUGGCUUCAACAAGUCAACCUACCAGUAUAUUGACAGGUAGCCAUAGUGAUGGACUCUUACAGAUUGCUUCAGGGCCUCAGCCAGGAAUUCAGCAGAAUGGGUUUACAGCUCAGCCAGCUACUUACCAUCACAAUAGUACUACAACUUGGACUGGAAGUCGAACAGCAGCCUACACACCUACGAUACCUCACCACCAGAAUGGCCAUCUUCAGCAUCAUCCACCUAUGCAUCCUGGACAUUACUGGCCAGUUCACAAUGAACUUGCAUUCCAACCUCCUAUAUCAAAUCAUCCUGCUCCAGAAUAUUGGUGUUCAAUCGCAUAUUUUGAAAUGGAUGUGCAAGUUGGGGAAACGUUUAAGGUCCCUUCAAGCUGUCCAAUUGUUACUGUUGAUGGAUAUGUGGAUCCUUCUGGAGGAGACCGUUUUUGCCUGGGCCAGCUUUCCAACGUGCAUAGAACAGAAGCCAUUGAGAGAGCAAGGUUGCACAUAGGUAAAGGAGUGCAGUUGGAGUGCAAAGGAGAAGGUGAUGUAUGGGUUAGAUGCCUCAGUGACCAUGCGGUCUUCGUUCAGAGUUACUACCUGGAUAGAGAAGCAGGGCGUGCACCAGGGGAUGCUGUUCACAAGAUUUACCCAAGUGCAUAUAUAAAGGUGUUUGAUUUACGUCAAUGUCAUCGUCAGAUGCAACAGCAGGCUGCCACUGCCCAAGCUGCUGCUGCUGCUCAAGCUGCAGCUGUAGCCGGAAACAUCCCUGGACCAGGAUCAGUAGGUGGAAUAGCCCCAGCGAUUAGUUUGUCAGCUGCUGCAGGAAUUGGUGUAGAUGACCUUCGUCGCUUAUGCAUACUCAGGAUGAGUUUUGUAAAAGGUUGGGGACCAGAUUACCCAAGACAGAGCAUCAAAGAGACACCAUGCUGGAUUGAAAUUCAUUUACACCGUGCCCUCCAGCUUCUAGAUGAAGUACUUCAUACCAUGCCCAUUGCAGACCCACAACCUUUAGACUGA